Lineus longissimus is the source of this 3150-nucleotide messenger RNA. RefSeq lists its product as uncharacterized. The record is from RefSeq and is a predicted model, not a curated record. NCBI's taxonomy places the organism in Eukaryota, Metazoa, Nemertea, Pilidiophora, Heteronemertea, Lineidae. Bases 1231 to 1788 code for a protein of 185 amino acids. The transcript has 9 exons.
ACACACAUGACGAUUAUGUUUGGGAUCACACUGGUGAACAUUUGGACGAUUCGCCCUUGCUAGAUGAUCAAAGUCCUCACGAUGGCUCGUAUUUUUAUAAGUAAGUCCAGUUCUAAGUACCUGUUGCGUAAACAUUGCAAAAGGCGAGCUGUCAUUGCAGUGAAAUGACCUUGUUUAUCUCGGGCUGUUUUGUGCACAUACAAUAAAUUAAUAUAGGGGGCCUACAUUGUUACAUACAUUUUUGUGUACGAAAUACAAUCACAAAGGAUUAAUGCAUUAUGUAGGUCUAUGCUGGAGAAAUUAGUGUGAACGGGUAUAACGCUAUUGCUCAGACGCCUUGGCUACAGUACCGUUUUAAGAAUAAGACUUAAGAACUGUGAGCAGUAGAACCAGAGCUUGCAUGCUUGUGAUUGCUAAUUACCUUCAUUCAUUCAGUUCGUACCUGAGCAGCUCCAAUCUAGUCAACUCAGUUUUAUCUCGAUCAUUGGUUCGACAGACUGAGACUUGAAGUACGGCACUUGGAGGCUACGUCAUUCCCCCUAGGCACUGAUGCGGUUCACGCGACACUCGGGAAAACACAAUUUCGAUUUCGAUUAGAUUAAGUCUGUGGACAGACAUAGUCUUUACUCUUCCUGCAAGUGUGAUGUCCACAUGGUGUGAAUAAUUGGCUACAAAGUACAUUUGUUCAUUUGAUCAUUCAUUCAUUUGUAAGCCGCUUAUAGCGCUAUUCUUUAAACACAAUUUUUUCUUUGGUUGUUGGACUCACUAUUGUAAUGUUGUAGGACAUUGACUGAAAGAUGUAAUGCUCCCUUGGAAACAUUGAGCAGUUCCCUUCAAUUCCAAACCAAUUUUUAAAAUCUCUCUCUUUUUUCUUCUGCUGCAUGCAUUCUUGGAACUUCAUCGAAUUUCAGCAGACAAGACUCAUUCCCUGGUAACCAUCCCAACUCACAAAAACUUACAAAACGACAAGCAGAGUACAUUUUGCGGACAUUUGAAGAUGGUGCAGCACUCAUCAGAAGUCAGCUCCUGGUAGAACCAGCUCCAAAUGACAACGCUGAAGUUCAAGGAACUCGAUGUUCACGGUGCAAAGCUGCCUUGGGCUUCUUUGAAAGGUGUUCGUUCCUUUUGACAUUACUUUUGCAGAUAGCAAACAUCAUCAUAAUCACUCUUCUGGAUUAUUACUUGAAGAAGCCAAAGACGAACCCAACAGUGGCAGAGGGUGAAGUUGUUAUGUUGAUAAUAGAAUUAUUAAAUCUGGUGCUAGUUGUUUUUACAUCCAUAAAACUUGGGCAGCAAAUGUUCCAUCGGCGAGUGAAUGGCUAUUUUCUUGCUCAGUGCUAUCUCUCCUCUAUUCUGCUGUUCACUGGUCUCUAUGCAUUAACCUUUAGGCUAGAUCACAAAAGUUGGCGAUUCGUUGAUGAGUAUAACGUCGUCAGCCCCAAACCACUGAUUAUCGUGUUUGUCUUCCUCAAGAUGUUGUAUCUUUCAGUGUCUACGGCUACUUUAUGUGGUUCUUCUGUCAUCACGCCAAGGGAAUGGUACAAUUAUUCGUUAAUGGGCCUUCAGAUGAUUCUGAGUUUUGUGGCCUUUGCUUCCAUUCUUGGUCAGAUGUUUAGCCAUAGUAAUGGGCCAGGUUAUCAUUCGGCAAGGAGACCUCCCACAACCGUCCGGCGCAGACGGCCGUCGAUGGAUAGUCAAGCAAGUCAAUUAACUGCUGGUUCUUAUGGAGCAUUGGACAGUACACAACCUCUUGUUUUAAACGGCGACCACAAUAUUGGUCCUUCAUAGCUGCCGUUUAUGUCAAAACUUUGGACACUGUGAAAUUUACUCUAGUUUCACUGAUCUAAGACUGAGUUCUGAAUAUUCUUUGUCAUAGUAAUUUAUGACACUGUCUUAGAUGGGUGAAACUAGAAUAUGAAUGGUGAUCACUUCUUGGUCACCAAUGAAGUGUACAUGUGGCUGCAGCCUGAUGUAGCAACUUUAAUAGGACAGUUACAAAACAAAUUUUUGACCAUAUUGGCCAUUCAUAGGUGCCACUUCAUGUUCAAAGAGGAGAUAUUGUCCAACCUGUAAACGUUUAUCAUAUGGGUCACUCAGCUCUAGCUGCUGUUGAUGUUGCAACCUUGGACCGAGUAAUCUAAUGUGAUCAUUUUGGCCACUCAUUGAGCAAAUUGGAUGAAUGUGGACAACAAAAAAUGGGAUUGUGCGCGACAUUGUGGAAUGAAAAUAACGUUUUGGUUUCCAUAAUGGUUUGUAUUGCUAGUGAAGUGCUCCUGAUAUAGAUAAAACUCUAUAUCUAUAUGUUGCUGAAUUUUAGCCCCUGUUAGAUUGUCUAUAAUACUAUUAUAUUUACUCAUUGCAUUUAUGAAACUGUCUAUGAACAGGAUGAAAUUUGGAUUAUAUCAUGACAAACCUUUAGGGUAACUUCAAAGACUCAUACUUCUUUAACUUCCGGCUGAAUUUUACAGGGUGAUCUUCAUGUAUUAGGACACUUUUUGUAAUAAGUUUCACCUUAAAUCAUGGUUAGAAACACAUUUUAAAAAGACUAGUGGGUUCAUUUGCCUCCUGCCAACUUGUCGCCUAAAUUGUCUCUCGGCAUAAAACUAAACAAAUGGCAUCGAACGGCAAUGUGUGUAUUUUUGUGCCUGACUUUAUUAUUCAAAAACGGUCGAAGAUCGGUGAAACUAGAAUAUACUUAGAAACAUUUUUGAACUUGCUGUUUUAUACUGUCAUUUACCAUGGCAUUUUAUUUGAAUGUUGGUACUUCUAGUCAGUAUUGGCUUUAAAAUUUAUUUUAAAUUUUUUGUGAAACUACAAAAGAUGCCCGUUUUAUCUAAUUUAUGACCUUACUGGUAUAGAUUGCUACUAAUGAUGAUCUUACAAUUAUCUGAAACUAUUUUGAAUUAAGACUUGUCGAGAACUGAUAAAGACAUUGUCCUCUCAAGUCUAUUGUUCCAAGUCUGUUGGUAAUGCCCCAAUAUUGCCCCCCUUCCCUGGUACUAAGAAAUCUGAUGGACCUCACUCUACAUUGUAAAUAGCCAUUGUAAAAGUCAUACGGUGACUGUGAUGCAUUUAAAGUGCCUUAACUACAUUGAUUAUAUGUAAUGGGAGUCAUAUUUUAUAUUGAAUAAACUGAAGUUUAUGAUUAUA